This is a messenger RNA of Sphenostylis stenocarpa, 2160 nucleotides long. The record is from the annotation of a GenBank genome assembly. Lineage: Eukaryota; Viridiplantae; Streptophyta; Magnoliopsida; Fabales; Fabaceae.
AUGGCUAUAGUUGAAUCAGUGGGGAAGAUUCCUUUGCAAGACCCACCUGAGGAGGAGUUUAGUGCCUCUGACUUGACUUGGACCAAGUUUGGCACUGCUGAGCACCAUGAUGUGGUUGCCCUCAUUCCCUAUGAUAGAGUUGAUGCUUUUAUAAUUGGUGAAUGCUCCAAUGUGGAGUGCCCCACUCGGUUUCAUAUCGAGAGAGGAAGGAAACGGACUAUUGGAAGCUUGAAGGAGUACAAGGAUGAUGAAUAUCUGGAGUACAGGCUGUACUGGUGCUCGUUUGGCCCAGAAAACUAUGGGGAAGGAGGAGGUAUAUUACCAAGUCGAAGGUAUCGACUUAACACUCGAAAUCGUGCUGCAAGACCUCAAUCGAUGCGAGGUUGUACCUGUCAUUUUGUUGUCAAACGUCUUUAUGCCCGUCCAUCUCUUGCACUUAUUAUAUACAAUGAGAGGCGUCAUAUUAACAAGUCUGGUUUUAUCUGCCAUGGACCACUUGAUAGAGAUGCCAUUGGUCCUGGUGCUAAAAGGAUUCCAUAUAUAUGCAAUGAAAUUCAGCAGCAAACUAUGUCCAUGAUAUAUUUGGGCAUUCCAGAAGAGAAUAUCUUGGAGAAACACAUAGAAGGAAUUCAGCGAUAUUGUGGUUCAGAUGCAAAAGUCAGUAGCCUUGCUUCUCAGUAUGUUCAUAAGUUAGGGAUGAUUAUCAAAAGGUCUACCCAUGAGCUGGACCUAGAUGAUCAAGCUAGCAUCCGCAUGUGGAUCGAACGCAACAGAAAGUCUGUAUUUUUUCACCAGGAUACUUCAGAGUCUGACCCUUUCAUCUUGGGGAUCCAAACAGAAUGGCAGCUGCAACAAAUGAUUCGCUUUGGUCAUCGAAGUGUUGUUGCAACAGACUCUAGUUUUGGCGUAAAGAGACUUAAAUAUCCCUUGUUCACACUACUUGUUUUUGAUUCAAGACAACAUGCACUUCCUGUUGCAUGGGUCAUUACACGUAGCUUUGCAAAACCUGAUGUGUCCAAGUGGCUGAAGGCUUUGAUUGAUCGAGCUCGUAGUGUUGAGCCUGGAUGGAAAGUUAGUGGAUUUUUAAUUGAUGAUGCUGCUGCCGAAAUUGAUCUCUUGAGAGAUAUAUUUUGUUGCCCUGUCCUAUUUUCACUAUGGCGUGUACGUAGAUCAUGGCUUAGGAAUAUUGUUAAGAAAUGCUGUAAUGUUGAGGUUCAGCGGGAGGUUUUUAAGCGCCUUGGUACAAUAGUGUACAGUAUUUGGGGAGGUACUAAUACAUCGCAUGCCUUGGAACAAUUCAUGUUGGAUUUUGUUGACCAAACUGCUUUCAUGGAUUACUUCAAAACCUCCUGGUUGCCCAAGCUUGAAAUGUGGCUUUCAACAAUGAGAAAUUUUCAACUAGCCAGCCAGGAAUCUUCUGGAGCAUUGGAAGCCUAUCAUGUUAAACUGAAAGCCAAACUUUUUGAUGACUCACAUCUUGGAGCCCUGCAAAGAGUAGAUUGGUUAGUUCACAAGUUAACAACUGAGUUGCAUUCCAGCUACUGGCUUGACCGCUAUGCUGAUGAAAGUGAUUCUUUCCAGAAUGUGAAGGAAAAAUAUAUUCUUUCUACAUCAUGGCAUCGAGCACUUUUAAUUCCAGACUAUGCUGUUACCUUGGAUGAUAGAGAACACCUCUUUGCCAAGGUUGUGAGCCAGAGAGAUAGUAGCCUAACUCAUCUAGUGUGGAAUCCAGGAUCUGAAUUCGCAUUCUGUGAUUGUUCUUGGUCAAUGCAAGGUAACCUUUGCAAGCAUGUUGUCAAAGUAAACAUGAUUUGUGAAAAUCUUAAAGGUUAUCAACCAUCCAUGUCUUUUCGGUCUUUUGAAGAGGUUUUAAUGGAUUUAUGGAGAAAACCAGUGGAUGAUUCGUUUGCAUUGGAUCUGUCAUUGGCGUGCACCCAUCAGAUGCUAGAUCAAAUCCAAAAACUUGUUGAACUGAAUAACUCUACUGAUAUUGGCACUGUAGUUAACAAUAUGCCUCUGAAAUGGGUUUCUAAGAAAGGCAGAACCUACAUUGGCAAACCAUCAUCAAGUUUGGCUCUUCCUCAUGGUAGCAGUAGCACAAAAAGUGUAGUUGUGCAUAAGAAGAAUCGGAAACGAAAAAGACUGUCACGAUUAAGAUGA